CCUCUCCUUCCUCUUCUCUUCUCCUCCUCCUCCUCCAUCCCACUUCCUCCAUCCCUCCACUCUUCUUCCUUCCUCCAUCCUCCUUCCUCUUCCCUUCUCCUCCUUCAUCCCAGUCCUUCCCUCUUCCUCCUUCUCCUUCUUUCCUCCAUCCACUCUCCUCCUCCUCCUCCUCCUCCUCCCUCCCCGCUCAGCCCCUGCUCCAGCCGGGGCCAGAGAUUUCUUGAGUAUUUCUACCUGUCAUUUAUGGGUUCCUGCUUUCAUGGCUGGGAGGAUAAAACUGUAUUUGACUAUCGUAGCUCUCUCCACUGACACACAGAAGAAUACAUGACGAUUCUACUACAGCUCACAAGACCUCGGUUGUGACUGUAUCCUUGCAGUUAUGUGACUAUUCACCAAAAUCCCUGACCUUUCUGUUUGUAUAUGGAGAUCCUUAACAGGAUUAAUUGGAAUUGGAGGUCUGCGGCAAGAUGUGGUUGGAAGACCAGGAAAAAUUAUAUUCAUCCAGCAUUCCUGAGUAAUAAGAAUGGAUCCAGAUGUACCUCUGCUGAAUGAUUACAAAAAGGAGUUCUUCUUGAAGCGCUUUCCACAGACUGUGCUGGGAGGUCCCCGGCUUAAAUUAGGCUAUUGUGCCCCUCCUUACAUCUAUGUGAAUCAGAUUAUUCUUUUCCUGACACCAUGGGUUUUGGGAGGAGUAGGAACACUUUUGUACCAGUUAGACAUUAUGAAAGACUACUGUACCGCAGCGCUUUCAGGGGGAUUGAUGUUUGUUACUGCGCUUAUUCUUCAGAUGACAAAUCUCUAUGCAAAACAAAAAACGAUGACAGUAGAAAGGAGGCAAAUUCAGAAUACCCUAACAGAUGAAGAUGAGUUUGAAUUUUCCAGCUGCAUAGGUUCAGAGACAGUAAAAUUUAUUAUUCCUGGCAAGAAGUAUAUAAUCAACACUGUAUUUCAUUCCCUUCUGGCAGGGGUAUUAUGUGGGUUGGGAACUUGGUAUUUGCUGCCAAACAGAAUAACCUUACUCUAUAGCAACAUUGGAGGAACCGUUAUGAUUUUUGUGUUUGGAUGGGUGACCGUAUGUAUAGGAGAGUAUUCGUUAAUCAUAAAUACAGCAACCGAAACAGCUACUUUCCAAGCCCUGGAUACUUACGAAAUCACUGCUCUGAUGAGACCUUUCUACAUUUUUGUCUUUGUUGCAGUGGAUCUUGCACACAGGUUUGCCGUCAACACACCCAUUCUAGAACAGACAAACCAGAUUUUGCACAUCAUAUUUCUUUUUCUGCCAUUCUUAUGGGCAAUGGGAGUUCUGCCUCCACUUGACGCACUUUUUCUAUGGGGAAUGGAGCAACUGUUGGAGUUUGGACUAGGAGGUUCACCUAUGUCAAGCAACACAAAGUUGUUAGUAAUGUUUCUCAUUUCUGCUGGAACAGCAAUAGCAUCGUAUUUCAUUCCCAGCACUCUCGGUGUGCUCCUCUUCAUGACUGGAUUUGGGUUCAUACUGAGUCUUAACCUAAGCGAGAUUGGUUUUACUUUCAAACACACCGUGAUCAGCCAUUUAGCCUCCAGCAAAUCUAAAAAUAUGCACAGAGGUCUGCAAUUUGGGUGGAGGGAAUUUAUGUUUUAUCUGACUGUAUUAACAUUUGCUCUCGUAGAAGCUAGCCUGCUGCAUCAAUUUGCAGGCUUUUCAUCGUUUUCCAAAGCCAGACCUCAGGCCAUAGCGAGUUACGUUCUCAUCAUAUUGUUUAUAAUGAUGUGGAUUCUUAGAGAGAUUCAGAAAGUGUACUUGUUUGGAGUCUUCCGAAACCCUUUUUAUCCAAAGGAUGUCAGGACUGUGACUGUGUUCAUGGAGAAGCAAAGAAGGCUAAUGAAAGUUGGUGUUGUCAGGAGGAUUUUACUAACAGUAGUGUCUCCGUUUGCUAUGAUAGCAUUCCUGUCACUAGACCGUGCGCUACAAAAUCUUCAUUCUGUGUCUGUUUGCAUUGGAUUCACAAGAAUAUUUAGGAUGGUCUGGCAACAUACAGAAAAUGCCCUGGUGGACAUAGUGGUUGUGUCAAUAGUGCAGAUGUUGGUGUUGAAUCCAGACCUCUGGUGGAACAGGAGCCUGGAUACAGGAAUCAGACUCUUGCUGGUUGGUAUCCUCCGGGAUCGACUGCUUCAGUUUGUCUCAAAGUUGCAGUUUGCUAUGGCUGUUCUUUUGACAUCGUGGACAGAGAAAAAACAACGUCGUAAAUCUACCGCCACAUUAAUCACGCUCAAUGUCAUUUUCUUCCCAAUUCUGCUGACCAUCGUCGCCAUCUCUGCACUCCUUUCUUCUCCCUUGCUGCCGCUCUUCACGCUACCGGUAUUUUUAGUCGGGUUUCCUAGGCCUAUCCGAAGCUGGCCAGGACCGGUGGGCCCUAAGGCAUGUGUUUGCUUUGACACUGUGUACUACCAGCAGUUGGUACCAAGUCUGGCGGUGGCUCUGCAGUCUGCUCUGGCAGCUGGUAGCCUAGGCCUGUCUCUCCCUGGAUCGCAUUACUUGUGCCGUUUUCAGGACAGACUGAUGUGGAUAUUGGUGCUAGAAAAAGGCUUCACUUACUGUGGCGUUAACAUUAAGGGCCUAGAACUGCAGGAAACAUCCUGUCAUGCUGCUGAAGCUCAAAGAGUUGAUGAAAUUUUUGAAAUGGCCUUUGAACAUCAGGAGCACACAAAGAUUCUUUCUCCCAAUCACCAUUUUGGGCACAUUUUAACUCCUUGUACUCUUCUACCUGUGCGGCUGUAUUCUGACGCCAGAAAUGUGUUAUCUGGAAUUAUUGACUCUCAUGAGAAUUUAAAGCAAAUGAAAGAUGAUUUCAUUAAAGUGCUUGUAUGGAUGCUUGUCCAAUAUUGUUAUAACAAAUCAAAAAUGUGCGAAAGCCCUGGAAAUGCUGGCAAAGCCAACAAAGGAUCAUUUCCAGAAACCCAGCAUAUUUGUGCCAUAGAAAAAUCCAGGCCUCUGAGGGAAGAAGAAAGCUCUAGUGCAGAUACCAUUGAGGACUGGGAUGAUGAUAGUGAAAUUUUUGAUCCUGAACCCAGUGGCAAAAUGAAAGACAGAAGAGAAGCUGGGCAGUUGGGAGCUACACCAGAAGUAUGUCUGUCUAUUCCAGGAUCUGUAGAAACAGAGAGCCAAGAUGUCCCACAAGAAAUGUCACCAGAAGAUAAAUUACACAGGGCUGUUGUGCUUGGGCUCCCUGCUGUAGACAAAGGGAAACAGCAACAAGUUUUACCUCAGAUUGAAUUUAGCUGCUCUUACUCAGAGCUAUUGAGCAUCCCUGAAGAAUGGCAAACAGCCCCAGUUCCUACUUCCAAAGUCCAUGAAAUGAGACAGAGGUUUCCAGAAGAAUGGUACCAUUUCAUUUUGAGUCAGCUGGACUUUUUUUACCUGAAAGAAAAGCCUGCCAAUUUACUUGAAGACCUUAUGAAAGAUAAAGCUUUGAAAGACUUGUACAUCCAUGGAGUAUUGUCAUGUUGUUUUGGUAUGUUUGGACUGGAUAAUGCCAUACUUGUCCCAAGCCACGUGUUCAGAGCAUACACUGGUGGAAUUCCAUGGUCUGUUGGUUUGAACUGGCUGACUGGCAAACCGGAGCUAUUCCAGCUUGCGUUAAAAGCAUUCAGAUACACUAUUAAACUCAUGGUGGACAAAGCAAGCCUGGGUCCAGUUGAGAAUUUCAAAGAGCUCGUUAACUACCUGGAAGAGUAUGAAAACAAUUGGUACAUUGGACUGGCGUCAGAUCUCGAGUGGCAGCAAGCAGUUCUUCAAGAAAAGCCAUUUCUCUUUUCACUGGGGCAUGACCCAACCAUGGGCGUUUACACUGGGCGAGUCCUCACUCUCCAGGAAUUGUUAGUGCAAGUGGGAAAACUUAACGAAGAAGCUGUCCGAGGUCAGUGGGCAAAUCUGUCCUGGGAGCUGCUGUACGCUACCAAUGAUGAUGAAGAACGCUACAGCAUCCAGGCACACUCCGUUCUCCUGCGAAACCUCACCGUGCAAGCUGCGGACCCACCUCUUGGUUACCCUGUUUAUUCAUCUGAACUUCUCUAUCUGCCUUUGUUCUAGAACGUUGGUGGCACUUUUGUUUUGGUUUACUAUUAUUAUUAUUUUGUAUUUUCCAUCCACCUGUUGGUGGGAUUCAAAUGCUACAUAUAUGCCCUAGGGAUAAGAUUUGACUCUCAAAAUGGCAUUGGAUGGCAGUGCCAAGCCAGCGAAGGACAGAAACGGUGGCAGCCAGAACUUUCAGCAAACAGAAGGGUUUGUUUUCUUGUUGCUGGAACACGUGAGACAGCAUUGUCUGUGUGGCUGCUAAGCCAGGAGAUGCUGAAAUUCUCUUCUCCAGUUUCAAGGAGAGCAGCAUAAUUCUGAUUGUUAUUUUUGGUGCAUUCUGAUUUUAUUAUAUUUCAUUUUUCUUUUUUAAUAGUUGGACAGGUGACUUGCACUGACAGGUUACAGCUCACUGCAGAAUCGCCAGCCCCAGGGUCGGUAACCAAAGUGUACAUAGGACUAUUUAUAUGGUGUAUUUUUUUAUUCUGGCCAUUUGUAUAUUGCACUGAGUUCAGUUUUAGCACUUGUUAUGAUAUCUGACCUUAGCUGAUCUUCCUUAGGCGCAGUGAGUUACCAGCUGUGCUUCAGCAAAGUUCUAACAGACAAUUUCUACUGAAGUACUGGUGCCGUUUUGGUGGCAAAGAGAAUUUCUAUAAAGCAGUUCAUUCUGGCACACUAAUAACCUUUGAGACUACAGACAAAAGUAAGCGUGUAAUGAGGGAAGACAAGGAAUUUAAAUCCAAAACAAUAAAUUUUAUUUCGUUCUUCCAAUAUUCGUGUAUUUUAUAUAUAUAUAUAAAAUAUAUAUAAUAUUAUAUAUAUAUAUAUAAAAUAUGUUGGUUUUUGCAAACCGAUGCCCACGUCACUAACAAGUCUUCCACAAAUACAGCAAGAGCUUCAUUAUGGGCUGGGGGGAAAUCCAGCUGUCUGAGCCAGAAUUAAGCUUUUUAGUCCUACCAGAGGUUAGAGCAGAGCCUGGCAGUUGGUCUGUAGUGUUGCAGGUCUCAGUCAUCUCUCCAGGGCAUGGCUUAUCCUGUUUGUUAUCACCCAUCAUUAGCACACAAAUGUGUUUUCCCUGUGGGUCAGCUGUUGCUGUCUGUUACUGCUGACACCUGAUCAGGUCGUAAGCAUUUGUCUUUAACCUGCAGAAUCGAUUUAAAUCGGAUCUGCUCUGGAACUGAAUCCAUACCGGUUCAGAACACCCAGAGCUGUACGAGUUGGAGUAAUGUUCAUUACUUUUACUCCUCACCUUUAAGGCCUUUUUGUGUCAGGUAAGAUGUGGCACAGGCCUGUG
This is a messenger RNA of Cuculus canorus (common cuckoo), 5345 nucleotides long. It is a transcript of the gene PCNX4, whose product is annotated as pecanex 4. The record is from RefSeq and is a predicted model, not a curated record. The transcript has 14 exons. NCBI's taxonomy places the organism in Eukaryota, Metazoa, Chordata, Aves, Cuculiformes, Cuculidae. Bases 524 to 4069 code for a protein of 1181 amino acids. Gene Ontology annotation, cellular component: membrane.